CUGUGCAGCACGCUAGACAGGACACUAGUUGUGUGUGCCAGACUGCCAGAGCGUGCACGCCCAGUUCCGCUCCUGCUGUUCCCCAGACCACCCUCGUCCCUAUUCGUCGCAUUCGCUCGUCUCCAUCUGCAGUCUUUAGUCUCCAUUUUCCAUCCUCCUCUCCAUCUGACUCUACCCUUACUACUACUACUACUACUACUACUACCACUACCGCUCACUACCACUACGUCUCCGUCUCCGCCUCCGUCUCUCUCCGCCCACUCCCGAUUCCGACCUCUCCCAGACUCUGGCAACAAGCAGCACCACUUCAGCGCCGCAUCAGCAGAGCAGCACAGCAGCAGCCCUUGGCACUGUCCACCGUCCCCACUGCUGCGACCCUCAAACUACCAACCGUGACCUCGUCCCUUCUCGCCUCCUUCCAAUCCCGCUGCUCAGCCCGACAUCAUCGAUCGCCAUCUGCUCUCCACCGCCUGCCGCCUUGCGCCUCGAUCCCUCGCAAAUGAUCGACCGCAAUCCUCGGCGUCGACUCUACAAGCGACUCUUUAUUUCCAUCCUCGACGGCUUAAACGCUCCCAUCCUGGCUUGAAGGCCACAUUCCAUCCGCCAUGGCCUUUGCCAUGGGCUGGCGAAAGCCAGACAAUGUAGCCGGGUCGUCCGCUCCCGCAAUCAUGAUCGGCAUCUUCGUCGCCUCCGGAGGCCUGCUGUUCGGAUACGACACGGGCACCAUCAACGGCAUCCUCGCCAUGAACGCUUUCAAGGAACAAUUCUCCACCGGCUAUUCCCGUAACGGCUCUCCCUCCAUCUCCCCGAGCGAGACAGCAAUCAUUGUCGCCAUCCUGAGUGCUGGCACCGUCGUCGGUGCUCUGAUCGCGGCCCCCGUCGGUGACUUCUGGGGCCGGCGCAAGUCUCUGAUCGGCGCUGUCACUGCCUUCAACUUCGGCGUCAUCUUCCAGGUCUGCGCCCAGGCUAUUCCCAUGCUUGUGGUAGGAAGAUUCUUUGCCGGCGUUGGUGUUGGUACUAUUUCCGUGCUCGUCCCCAUCUACCAGGCUGAGAUGGCCCCCAAAUGGAUACGAGGAACCUUGGUCUGCUUUUACCAACUCUCCAUCACUAUUGGAUUACUCACAGCAUCCAUUGUCAACAUACUCACAGCCGACAUGAAGGGUGCUGCUGCAUAUCAGAUCCCGCUCGGCCUGCAGUUCACCUGGGCAGUCGUUCUGUCACUUGGUCUCCUCAUCCUCCCCGAAACACCUCGGUACCUUAUUAAGCGAGGACUGAAAGACGCCGCCGCCAUCUCUCUCAGUCGCCUGCGACGGCUGGAUAGGCUGCAUCCCGCACUACUGGAGGAAUUGGCAGAGAUCGAGGCCAACCACGAAUACGAGUUGGCCCUGGGACCUGCUACAUAUAAGGAUGUCAUCUUCGGCACGCCGCAUCUGGGACGACGAACGCUCACCGGCUGCGGGCUUCAGAUGCUUCAACAAUUGACAGGUGUCAACUUCAUCAUGUACUACGGAACAACCUUCUUCGUCGGCGCCGGCAUUGGGAACGCGUUCCUCAUCUCCUUGAUUAUCAACAUCGUCAACACCAUAUCCACGAUCCCGGCCCUGUUCAUCAUCGAAGCAUGGGGUCGCAGAAAGGUCCUGAUAUACGGCGCUGUUGCCAUGGCCAUCUGUCAGCUACUCAUUGCCAGCUUUUCCGCAGCCGUCGGGAAGUCGAUGCCCACGACCGCCAACCAAAUCCUCAUCAUCUUUGUCUGCAUCGACAUAUUCUUCUUCGCCGCCUCGUGGGGACCCGUGGCCUGGGUCAUCACAUCCGAAAUAUACCCCUUGAAAGUGAGGGCCAAAUCCAUGUCAAUAUCCACGGCCUCGAAUUGGCUCCUGAACUUUGGUAUUUCCUACGGAACUCCAUAUAUGGUAGAGGAGGGUGCGGGCUACGCCGACAUGGGCACCCGGGUAUUCUUCGUAUGGGGAGCCUUCUGUGCCGUCGCGGCCGUCUUUGUCUGGGCCAUGGUCUAUGAGACGAGCAAGAUCAGCCUCGAACAAAUCGACGAGAUGUACGAACGGGUGGCGUUCGCGUGGAAGAGCGAACACUUCGAGCCGAGUUGGAGCUUCCAGGAGAUGCGCGACCUGGGCUACAGCGACAGCGGGGUGCCGUCGCAAGAGCAGGAGCUGGAGCCAACGACGACACAUCAGUCGGACACGGCGUCGAGUAGCUCCGUGACCGGCGUCAACUCAUCCAAUGCAGACGAGAACAAGGCAGUCUCGCAGAUUGGUCACGUCGACUUCAGCUACUAAUGACCCUACACGGCUCUUGCUAUUUCUUCUCAUUUAUGUAUAAGCCUACGGACGCAGCGGUUGAAGCGAUCAUUUGGUCACACAAUUCCUUGGGUAUCAGCGUUGGAGUUCAUCUGGUGGAGUUUUUUUAUGGGAGGCAGGGGGCUCUCGUUUAUUAUUUUUUGGAGUACUUUGAAAGGCUCAGGACAAACAGGGUCAUGAUAUCAAGUCUUGAAUGUUUCAGGAUCGGGGCCAAGGGAUACCACAUUUUACUUUUUAUAGCCCUCUACUUGAGAGGGCCAGAUACCAACAGCCCCAAGUAGCAGAGGACCUGAGAUGACAGCGCGACACCAGCGCGCGGCACGCUCACGAGGUCUGAGGCCUGUAUAGAAUAGCGCGUGUGUGCAUGACAGCAUCAUUGCGAAUGGAAAUCCAAAAGUUUUCACUCCA
Diaporthe batatas is the source of this 2720-nucleotide messenger RNA. RefSeq lists its product as uncharacterized. The transcript is spliced from 3 exons. Bases 606 to 2291 code for a protein of 561 amino acids. Gene Ontology annotation, molecular function: carbohydrate:proton symporter activity. NCBI's taxonomy places the organism in Eukaryota, Fungi, Ascomycota, Sordariomycetes, Diaporthales, Diaporthaceae. Gene Ontology annotation, cellular component: membrane. The record is from RefSeq and is a predicted model, not a curated record. Gene Ontology annotation, biological process: transmembrane transport; carbohydrate transport.